Molecule: messenger RNA, 1935 nt
Organism: Micromonas commoda
Lineage: Eukaryota; Viridiplantae; Chlorophyta; Mamiellophyceae; Mamiellales; Mamiellaceae
Product: Ca2+:Cation antiporter family
Exons: 1
Coding region: 1-1935 (644 amino acids)
Biological process (GO): monoatomic cation transport; transmembrane transport
Cellular component (GO): membrane
Molecular function (GO): monoatomic cation transmembrane transporter activity
Source: RefSeq, a predicted model, not a curated record
AUGGCUGGGAACAUCUCGUUAAUGAGCGGGAACAGCUCCGCCGCGAGCUUCGGCGGGGAGUGCGUCCCGAGGGAGGCGCCGGACCCGUGCGCGUACGUCAAGGCCAACCCCGCCUGCACCGCCGAGGGCCUGAACUACCUCCGCUUCAUCGAGUGCCCCGCCGACGCCAACGACGGCGCGGCGAAGGCGGUCCUCCUCGUCGGCUGGUGCGCGAUGCUCUUCGUCGCCAUCGGUACCGUCGGCGACGCCUUCUUCGCCCCCGCGGUGGAACGCAUCGCGACGCGUCUGAGGCUCCCGGACGACGUCGCGGGCGCCACGCUCCUCGCGCUGGGAGGCGCCGCGCCGGACAUAUUCACGCAGAUCGCCGCGCUCGUCGAGAGCGCCGAACCGGAUCUACGAUUGGCGCUCAGCGAAUCCAUCGGCGCGGGGCUCUUCGUCGCGACGUUCGGCAAGGCGCUCGCGGUCCUCGUCGGGCUCGCGUGGGAGGCGAAGCGACGCGUGGGGGACAACGACGACGGUUCACAUCACCCGUCCGACGAAAACGUCCCUCACUCGCAGCAGGGCGUCGCCGUGGAGCCGUUUCCGUACCUUCGAGACGUGUCCGCGUACCUUAUAAUGCUCAUCCUCGCGUUGAUCGCCAUGAGCUCGGACACGGUCUCGUGGGAGCUGUCGUCGGCGCUCGUGCUCUCUUACGUCCUGUACGCGUGCGUCGUGUGCUUCGGAUGGGGGCGGCGCGCGGUGGAGCCGAGGCUGGUGCGCCUCGCGGGCGGAGUGGCGCACUCGCCCGCCCGCCGAACAAACGGAGAGGAGGAGGAGGUCGCGGGGGAGGCGGGCGGAGGACGCGGAGAAGGCGCGGAGAAGGGCGCCGGCGGCGGGGACGUCGAGAUGAGCAGCGUCGGCGGCACCCCGCGCGUGCGUCGAGGAGUGGGGGGGGGCGACGAGGACGAUGACGAGGAAGUGGACGUGGAGAUGGACGGCGACGAGGCGACGCUGCUGCCGACGAGACGGUUCUCGAGCUCCGCGGCGUCGCCCAGCCCAUCAACCGCGUCGCCAGCUGUGUCGUCGUCGUCGUUCAUCGCCCUCGCGCUCGCGAUCGCGGAGUGGGCGAGGGUGGAGAGCGGGCUGGCGGACGAGACGGACGGCGUAAGUCUCGGCGCCGUCGCGACUGCGCCGGUCCUGCUCGCCAUGUCGUCGACGAUGCCGCGCCUCACGGGCCACGCGACAUCCGGGGGGCAUCAAUCGGCGCCGCGGAUGUCGCGCGGGCACCUGCUUCUCGUCUGCGUCGUCGCGCCGGUGUUCGCGAUGGGCGCCGCCGGGGCGCUGGGGCCGUUAUCGGAGAGGCAACCCGCGCUUCUCGCGUGCGGCCUGGGCGCGUGGUACGCGUGGGCGGUUUGGUACACGUUUCGCAGCGGGAAGGUGGGCGCACACGGCUUGGACCCGGGAAAAUCGCGAUGGCUCACCGCGUUGACUUUUUUCCAGGGCAUCGUCUGGAUGCACCUCUGCGCGGACGAGCUCGUGGGCUUGUUCCAGGCGGCGGGGCGGGCCGCGGGGGUGCGGGAGAGCUUACUCGGCGCUACGUUCAUGUCGUGGGGCGCGAGCGCUGGUGACCUGGGCGGGACGCUGGCGGUGGCCAGGCGGGGUUCGACCCGGAUGGCGGUCACGGCGUCGCUCGCGGGGCCGCUCUGCCAGCUCAGCGCGGGGACCGGGUUCGCGAUGUGGCUGGUCACCGCGCGGGGCGGGACGAUCGAGGCGGCGCUGGCGCCGAACGUGAAGUUCUUAGCCGUCUACGGCGUAGCGGCGAUGGCGUUUUUCGGAGGGGUGGUGAGCACCGCGUACGGCUUCGUCUUCACGCGGCGGGUGGCGUGUUACGUCAUGGGGAGCUACGUGGGCGCGGUGGCCGUGUACGUGGCGUUAGCGCUGCGGUCUGGGACGUGA